AUGUUUAGUUUUACAGAGUUUUUGGAUCCAUUCCAGAGAGUUAUCCAGCCAGAAGAAAUCUGGCUUUAUAAAAAUCCUUUGGUACAAUCAGACAACAUACCUACACGCCUCAUGUUUGCAAUUUCAUUCCUCACGCCACUGGCUGUCAUUUUUGUGGUGAAAAUAAUCCGGCGGACAGACAAGACUGAAAUUAAAGAAGCCUUCUUAGCUGUUUCCUUGGCUCUCGCUCUGAAUGGAGUCUGCACAAAUACUAUUAAAUUAAUAGUGGGGAGACCUCGUCCCGAUUUCUUUUACCGCUGCUUUCCAGAUGGAGUAAUGAACUCUGAAAUGCACUGCACAGGUGAUCCAGAUCUGGUGUCUGAAGGCAGAAAGAGUUUUCCCAGUAUCCACUCUUCUUUUGCAUUUUCAGGCCUUGGCUUUACGACCUUCUACUUAGCUGGAAAGUUGCACUGCUUCACUGAAAACGGCCGAGGGAAAAGCUGGCGGCUUUGUGCAGCAAUUCUGCCUCUGUAUUGUGCCAUGAUGAUUGCCCUGUCACGCAUGUGUGAUUACAAGCAUCAUUGGCAAGAUGCUUUUGUCGGCGGAAUCAUUGGCCUAAUUUUCGCUUAUAUUUGCUACAGACAGCACUACCCACCUUUGGGUAACAUGGCUUGCCAUAAACCUUACGUCAGCCUCCUAGUUCAGACCUCAACGAAGAAGGAAGAGAGACCCACAGCAGAUAAUGCUACUGGCCUGCCUCUAGAGGGAAUAACUGAAGGACCAGUAUGACUAAUAAAUGUGCACAAUGAACUUUUAGCCCUUCUCACAUUCCUCCAAACUGGUCUCUUAACAUGAUGUUUCCUACAGUACAUUUGGGCGGUGAUUUUUUUUUUUAAAGAUAUUCUUUUUCAUACAGUAACAUCCUCUUGCUUUUAAGGUUCAGUUUUGAGUACAUACUGUUUUGUCCAGCUGUCUGUUUUCAGUCUGUUGCCAGAGCAGAAAAAAAAAAUCCAGAGAGAAAACAAGCGUCAAUAGAGAGAACAUGCCAAAUCCAAGUUAGUUAACUGAAUAGUUUUGAAAGAGAGGUAUUUGAAGAUACAGUCAAUCUGAAAACAGUGGAUGUUGUGUGAUGCUGAGCGCCUCCUAGGAAGUAGAUUGUCCUCAACUGUCGGUAACUUCAGUGGGUGUUGAGUGCAGUCCUCACUUUCAGGAGGUUUUCAGCAACUGCCAUAAUCAGCCCUUGGACUGUUUCUUUAUAUAAUUUGAUGUGUAAGGGGCAACCUCCUUAUGUUUAUGUUGUGGUCUUCUAACAUAAUAAAUCUUCCACAUGAUGUGAAUGCUUUGUGCUAGUUGUCAAGUUUUGGCAGGGUUAUUCUGAGCUGGUAAUUAAACAGUUGCUGAAAUGUAUGAAGAGCAAGAAUCUGAAAAGAGCCAAGUCUACUCACAUCAAGGGUUUUGGAGGAUGAAGCUGACAGCAGAGUGAGCCAAAUCUGUGGAAAUUGUCAGCUUGCAAUAACAUAUGUUCAUAGGCUGGAUUAGAAACUGGGUAUUAAAAUAUUAGCAUUUUUUUCUGAGAGCUCAGGCAGUAAUUAUUUUCAAAAUUGAAUGAAACCACAGCAACUCCCACGACAUACAACAAGCUGCAAUCUUAAAAAAAAACAAACAAGCAAAAAUCUUAAAACUGUGCAGUUGAAGAAACACCAUGUUUUCUGUGAAUCUCAAUGUGCCACAGCUGUCCUGGUAGAACUGUCUCUAAUGAGACACUCCAGCAUUGGUUGUGAUCUUAAGGAAUGUAAAGAUUUUGGUUCAUGAGCAUUGGUUUCACAUGUAUGAAUGCUUCCAUCAGUUUCCAGCACUGUACUAUGCCUGGCUGAAUUCUGAGAAAAAUAUUCCAUUUGCUCAUUUCCCUAUUUUCAAUUCAUCAUAUUCCUAAGCCUAGCAUUUGUAAGGGUAUCUUGCCGCCUGAUCCAAAGCCCAUUAAGUCAAUGGGAAUCAUUUCAUAGUAAUCCAAUAGGCUUUCGAUGAGGUGCAGAAGAGGUAGCGAUGUGUAUGACCAAUCUAUGUUAGUUUAUUUUUUUUUAGGUUCAUGUUUCCAUUCAUUAUUCAUACACUAUGACAUAUUAAAAAUAUAUCACACUCCAGUGAAAUGAUGUACCGUUGAAUGGCAAAGUGUCAGCUUCCAGCAUUUCCUUUAAUAGAUGGAUUAGAAAAGAGCAGGUAAAAUGUUCUAAAAAUCACAUCCUGACAGUUGAACAUUUCUGGGCAAGAACAGCUCGUUAAGGUGAUCAUAACCGCUUUGAUCAACAAUAUCCAUUAUGGUGCUUUAGACUGGAGGAGACCGGUGCCAUAGCUACCUUAUAACUAAUGUGUUCCUGUUGGAAUAUGUAUUGGCCUUGUAGGCGUUUUGUGAUUCAAAAAAGCUGUGUGUCUCAGUGUAAAGGCUUGUCAUUUAUUUUUGUCAAAGGUACACUUUGUAGAUUUUUUGAGAAGAGCUAUUCCCUCAUUGGCAACACUUGAAUUUUUAUAGAAGAAAAAGAAGUUAUGAACCCUUUUUCUAAAUAAAAAAAUAUGCAUGCAAAAGAAUACUGCCAAACUCAUUUAAUGAAAACAUAUACAAAAUUGUGAAAUAUACAUUAAUAGGAAAUUACC
This is a messenger RNA of Chelonoidis abingdonii (Abingdon island giant tortoise), 2628 nucleotides long. The record is from RefSeq and is a predicted model, not a curated record. NCBI's taxonomy places the organism in Eukaryota, Metazoa, Chordata, Testudines, Testudinidae.